Molecule: messenger RNA, 1617 nt
Organism: Emericellopsis cladophorae
Lineage: Eukaryota; Fungi; Ascomycota; Sordariomycetes; Hypocreales; Bionectriaceae
Exons: 3
Coding region: 1-1617 (538 amino acids)
Source: RefSeq, a predicted model, not a curated record
AUGGAUAUUGAAGAAUCGACGAGUGUCGUUGCCCAGGUCGGCCCGGAAGUCUUCCUUGACGCAAUGCAAGCCACCCCUGACUUCGAUAUCCUCAUCGGUGGGCGAGCUUACGAUCCAGCGCCCUAUGUCGCCUACGCUCAAUUCGCAUUGAACCGCCAACACCCCGGUCUAGCAGAACAAAAGUCCGAGCACAGACUGGGCGGUUUUACCCACAUGGGCAAGGUUAUGGAAUGCGGCGGCGCAUGCUCCCAACCGAAAUCGCACGGCGCUAUCGCAAGUGUCUUUGCAGACGGUGUGUUUGAUGUUCGACCCCUGGCAUUCGAGUCCAGAUGUACAGCGCAAACUGUCGCCGCCCAUGCGCUGUAUGAGAACACGCGGACCGACUUCCUUAAAGGCCCUGGUGGUGCGCUGGAGCUGCUGGGAGCAGUGUAUGAGGAACUGCCCGAUCAAAGAACUGUCAGAGUGCGCGGUAGCAUUUUCAAGAGCUCGAGAGAGCAGGGUCUGCCCUAUUGCUUCAAGUUAGAAGCCGGCAAGCUCGUGGGCUACCGUUCACUCUUCAUGGGCAGUAUCAAAGACUAUGGUCUUAUUGAGCAGAUUGACACUCUCCUCCCGGCUGUCAAAGCCUACGUCAAGCAGCAACAUGUGCACUUGUCUGACAACUGGAAUCUCGACUUCCACGUCUACGGAAGGGACCACACGAAUAAACGUGGCGGCCCUGGGGAGCUGUUUGUCGUGGCAGAAGCGCUGGCACCAUCCCGAGAGUUGGCCAGCAGCAUCGCGUCAAAGGCGCGUAUAGGAUUAAUUCAUGCACCAUAUCCUAAACAGAAAGCAACUUCAGGCAAUGUCGGCUUCGGUAUUGGCGGAUUAAUGGAGAUUGAGGCCGGUCCCUGCGCGGAAUUCUCGGUUUAUCAUCUGCUUGAACUUAAGUUGGGAGAAGAACACCUUGUCCUGGACAAUACCCCUGAGAUUGAAGGGUCCUUGCAACUUCGCAGGACGGUCCAAACUUUCGGUCACGGAAGGCCUACAAUCAACGGUCUUGACUUCCAGAGGGACGUCGCGCGUCUUCGUGACACUCUGCGACAGCCAACGACCAACAGCCAACCUCGGGCGACAGGCGAGGAAGCACCUCGCACAUGUCUCCCCGCCAACUUGUCCGACCUCUGUGGGGUGUUUCGAUCCAAGAACGCCGGACCUUUCGAAAUCACCAUCGACGCCAUGUUUCUCACGCCCCAAAUCUACGAGGCAGUCAAGAAGUCCAACAUCCUCACACCUGAAACGGUCGCUCGCGAACUGGGUGUGUGCAGGAAGGACAUCAUCUGGAUGGGCUUCUACGGCCCAGCCAAAGCUUUCAAAGUCACCAUACCAAGAAUUCGCUCGGGCAUGAAAAAGGCCGCCGGAGGAUUCAUGGAGAAUGACGUCCACGGCUCCCAAGAGCAUGUCGGCUUGGCGACACUGAAGCUACCACAAGACCUCGAGGAUCUUGUGUCUUUGGAUUCAGCAGCAUCAAAGGCCGUGGUGAACACUACACGUGAGUGGACGACAGUUCUUGGGGUGGCGGCUGCAGUCGGAAGUUUGGGUGUCGCCGCAUUGCUCAAGCGAUUGGUGAGUGGGAGGUGA